Messenger RNA from Temnothorax curvispinosus, 2866 nucleotides. RefSeq names its product insulin-like growth factor-binding protein complex acid labile subunit. Gene Ontology annotation, molecular function: protein binding. The record is from RefSeq and is a predicted model, not a curated record. NCBI's taxonomy places the organism in Eukaryota, Metazoa, Arthropoda, Insecta, Hymenoptera, Formicidae. Gene Ontology annotation, cellular component: extracellular matrix. Bases 510 to 2417 code for a protein of 635 amino acids. The transcript is spliced from 2 exons.
CAAGAAGACGACGGACAGUCAACAUAAAAAGGAAUGCUCGUAGCGCGCGCUAACAGCAGCGAUUGGACCACUCGAACUCUAGUUCCCCGAGCAAAAACCACGACGUCGAUUAACGUGUGACGAAGUGAUUUAAUUCGAGGAGGGUCACGCGGCUCGUGCCACUUAUCUUCUUCGAUUCUCGGCAGGAGCGAGAAUACGUCAUGUCAUAAGACUCGGGUGUCGAUGGACUUACUCGUAAAAAGCGAAUCGCCGUGGGCGAGAACUCCUCCUACUGAGCGCCCGUCUUGUCUUUUGCAUAAGCGUCUAGGAUUCUGUGCACGCAUGAGAUUCGACUAUAAAGGCUUGCAAGACCUGUUUUCGUGAUUACCUCGUCCUGAGGAAUCUUGCCACGCGUUGUCCGCCAGGAAUAGAAACGUAGACAGUCUUUGUCUGUCUACGUCCGAAGGCAGGAGGGAUCUUCAGCAACUUCCGUGGCUUUCUGUGGUUUAGCCGAUUGAUCGAAGCUGACGAUGCUGACCCUCAUUAUAUGUUUGCUGCCUCUAGCGUCGACCGUGUCUGUAGAAGUUGGAGAAAUCAGUGAAGCAGAAACUUGGAAGAAUUUGAUUGUAGACAUUGAUAAUGGCACCUUGAAACACGUUCGAUUCGCCGAAAAUACCGAUUAUACAAAACUAAAUUUAUCAAGUUUUCCUGGUCUUCGCGCGCUGGAGAAAAAUUCUUUCGAUAAUGUACUUGACAUAGAAUCUCUCGUACUUGCCAAUAAUUCGUUUACUUCUCUGCCGGACUUCGUAUUCUCCAAUCUGACAAAACUAAAAAGCUUGUCGUUGUCAGACAAUCAAAUAUCGAAUGUCCGGAAUUUAUUCGUUGGCUUGGAGAAUCUGCAGCUGUUGGAUAUUUCUCGCAACCCUAUCAGACACUUUGGAAGGGGCCACUUGUUUAGCCUCACCAAAUCUGUCAGAAUUCUCACUAACGAAAAUAUUCUCUGGAGCAUCAGCACGGGCGUGUUCGAGAAUUCUUUCCUUAAAGACGCCGAGGAGCUAAAACGACUGGCAGCGACGCAAGAUCAGGGAAAUGUAAAGGAGAACGAAAAGAAGGAGCAGGAAGUGGAGAAGGCUGAGAUAGCCACGGCUGAGGAGCCUCAGGAUCAAAAGAUCGUCGAAACCCUUAGCGAGCACACUCGACUGAAAAUUUGCAAGUCUGAUGGUAUCGUGACAUCAUUGGAGAUUUUUUCGAAGGAUGAAGAACUCGUUGAAGGAUGCGUACAAGUGCCAGUCGAUAUCUCGAUGCAAGUGAGUCUUGUCGAGCUGGGUAUCAAGGGUUUCCAGGAAGACUGGUAUCGGUUGCAAUCUCUGCCGAUCGUAUCGUUGGAUCUGUCGAACAAUGAGAUCGCCGAGAUCACGAAAGAGACGUUGAACGACCUGCCGUCAGGCCUGACGUAUGUAAACUUCCAAGGGAAUAAAAUACGCAAGAUCUGGAGUCAAGUGAUUGAGAACGAUCACCUGAAUGUGCUUAACUUGAGGAACAAUCUGAUCGAGGAGAUCGAGGAGGGCGCGCUCGCGAAGACGAAUCUACGCGAAUUGUAUCUCGCUGGUAAUCAGUUGAAAAGUCUGGAUUUUGUCUUCAGUCUGCCGAACAGCCUGACCGUGCUUCUAGCGAACGGAAAUCAUAUAAUCUCUAUUCCCGACGGCGCAUUCUCCAAGCUCUUCCGUUUGAACUACCUAUAUCUCGAUGAUAAUAAAAUUGAAGCGGUGCAGAACGACGUCUUCCAAGGUCUGGUAUCCUUGCUGACAUUAACGUUAGCGAGGAAUGAUAUAAAGACGAUCGGACCGAGCGCUUUCAGAGGCUUGAGGACGCUACAGACACUCGAUCUCCGCCACAAUUCUAUACACGAUCUGCGGAAGGGUACCCUUGCUGAAUUGAUAGGUCUGAAGCAAUUGAAUCUCUCCAAUAACAAGAUCGUCAAAGCCACGUUUGCCGAUCUGGCGCGAUCCGUGGACUCCUUGCAUCUCGAUUAUAAUGAGAUCGAUAUUCUCGAGGAGGGCAAUUUUGUUCAAACUCCAACAUCCACCUUAUCCUUGACCGGAAACAGAAUUUCUAGCAUAAUGCGUGGUGCCUUCAACCUGCCUACUCUGAGGGAUUUAUACUUGAACAACAAUACUUUGACGACUAUCGAGGGUGACAGCUACGAAGGCUUGAACCGGUUAAGGCGUCUCUGGCUUUCAGAAAAUAAAAUAUCCGAGAUUCGCAAGGGCGCUUGCAAAAAUUUGGGAAGCCUUUAUAUUUUGGACAUAUCCAAGAAUCCCUUUCAGAAGUUGGAAAAUGGCGCUCUUUAUGGUCUCAAUACCGCCUUUGGCACCAGCUUGUAUAUCUAUCAGAAUAAUCUGACGGAGAUACAAGGCGGCGUUUUCGAUGAUAUUUAAAACUCUCUCUUCUUCAGACUUUUAUAUGUAUGUAUAUCUCUUCUGUUAAAUGUUCUUCAAGAAUUACAUUAUUAAUUGCUGGUUAUUAAUUCACGAACACUUACAAAAAAUUUAAUUUUAUUAAAUCACACGAUAAGUAAACUUUCAUCUGUAAUACAUAUUUAUAUAAAUUUUAUAAAAACGCAUUUUUUAUUUUAUCUAGAAACAUCAACCAACGUUAUAAAAACUCAUACAGUGAAAGUAUAGAAUUUUUUACGUUAUUUAUAUUUGAACGUAUUAAAAUGUAAAUUUGUUAAAUUAAUUUCGAAAGAUAUCUUUGCACAAUUUGUUGAAGCGAAAGCGUAUUAUAUCACGACAUAAAUAUUUUAAUGCAUAUAACUUUUAAGGUAAAAGAUUGACGACGUCUUAUAAAAGUAUGAUAAAUGUAUUAUAAAGUUUGAAAAAUGUUA